AUGACAACCUUGUUUCUAUUCAACUUCAUCCAACUUUUUUUCUUUACGAAUGGAUUAAUAUCUAAUUCACCUUCUCAACAACGAAUCUUUUGUGUUAUUAAAACUUUCGAUGGAAAUUUAGCAACACGAGCUUCCACUGUUCAUCAAACAUGGGCAAGUCGUUGUGAUAAACAUGUAUUUUUAACAGCAGCAAAUCUUACGAAAUGGAACAAUACAUUACUACCUAUUCUUAAUCUACACGGUGUUAGUGAUAAUUACAUGGAGUUAAGUGUCAAAGUAUUUGAUGCACUCAAUCAUAUAAUUCAGGUACCACAGCCAUAUGAUUUUGAUUGGCUAUUCAUAGCUGAUGAUGAUACCUAUGUUAUUAUGGAACAUUUACGUGAAUUACUUCAGCAUAGUAGUCGACCAUUAGCUUUUGGUCAUUUAUUUGUACCUAAAAAUGGAGCAACUAGUCAUUUGAGUGGUGGUGCAGGUUAUGCAAUUAAUACAGCUGCGCUGCGACGAAUGCUACCUAAUUUACAAACGAGUUGUGCAGACUGGUAUGUUCCUGGUAUGGAAGAUGUCUAUGUAAGUCGAUGCUUACAACAUUUAAAUGUGUCGCUUGACGGUGCUAUUGAUGGUUCUCAUCAUCGAUUUUAUCCUUUAGAAUUUGUUACAAUGUAUAAGAUGGAACUUCCACAAUGGUUUUCAGAUUACAAUUCAUUAGAAUCUUAUCCGGGCUUUGAUUGUUGUUCGUCGAAAUCGAUUAGUUUUCAUUAUAUGAAACGAGAAUGGAUGCAUUUGAUUGAAUGGGCGCUUCGUGUAUACUCAAUAAUGGAUGGAGCAGCUGGUAACCUAGGUGAUGGCGGAUUUGAUCCAUGCGAAUGCAUUAACAUGAUUCAAAUGAAUCAUGAACGUGUUAUGAAUCGUCUAACUGAUAUGCUACGUAAUGCACAAACAACAUGUACUGACACAGAAUGUUUUACCGGUCCAAUACCUGGUCUACCAAAUACUGGUGGUAAUACGGGAAUGAGCAAUAUGUAUAUAAUGUUAGCUAUAUGGUUUGCUAUUGCUCUAUUACUAUUUCUUUUUCGACCACGUACUCUACGGAAUAAUCGCGAUACUCUUGGCAAACCAAAUAAUCAGAAUCCUCAUAAUAAUGGUCAAGAUCCUCCAGCACCAGAAGUUCAAUAG
Molecule: messenger RNA, 1173 nt
Organism: Rotaria socialis
Lineage: Eukaryota; Metazoa; Rotifera; Eurotatoria; Philodinida; Philodinidae
Source: the annotation of a GenBank genome assembly